AUGUACGCCCAGCCGCAGCCACGACAACCAGCCAACUUCAUCCCCAGCUACGACCAGCGCCGCCAGUCUCCCGCCCGCGAGCCGAUACCCGCAUCCCGCCCGCCCUCCCAGUACUCCCCGUACCAACAGCCGCCCCGCCAGUCCCAGUACGACGACCUGUCCUACGACGGCGAGGGAGACGGCGAUGCAGACGACUUCUACCAGUCGCAGUCCCAGUAUGAUCAGCCCUAUGCCACCAGGUCCAUUGCCACCCAGUCCGUCCGCGCACCGUCCCCCACACAGACCGCCCCCAUCCUCGAUCACUCCCACCUCCGCCCGGGCAACCAAGCCGCCCUCCUCUCGCACGAACGCACGCUCGAGCUCUACCGCACGAACGCGAAGAAGACGCAGGACCCGGACCUGCAGUUCGAGUUCGCCGUCUUCAUGGUCGACGCCUCCAAGACGAUGCCCAUCCCCGCCGCGACGCCCGGGAACGUCAUGGACGUCGAGAAGGCGAUCGCGAAGCGCGACGACCUCGUGCACGAGGCGACGGGCCUGCUCAAGCGGCUCGCCGACCGCGGGCACAUGCCCGCCCAGUACUUCCUCGCCGACUGCUACGCGAACGGGAUCGGCACGCAUAAGGGCCGCCAGGACUUCGACCGCGCCUUCCCGCUCUUCGUCCUCGCCGCGAAGCACGGCCACCCCGACGCCUCCUACCGCGCCGGCACGUGCUGCGAGAACGGCUGGGGGUGCCGCCGCGAGUCCGCCAAGGCCGUCCAGUUCUACAAGAAGGCUGCUGCGGCGGGACACCCGGGCGCGCUCUACCGUCUCGGGAUUGCGGAGCUCAACGGAGAGCUUGGGCUCUCGAAGAGCCCGAAAGAGGGUGUCAAGUACCUGAAGCGAUCCGCAGAGCACGCGACGGCCGAGUUCCCGCACGCCUUGCACGAGCUCGCGCUGUUGCAUGAGCGCGGUAUCGACAACGUCCUCUUCGUCGACUACGAGUACGCAGCGGAGCUGCUCGCGCAGGCCGCAGAGCUCGGGUACGCGCCAAGUGCGUACCGGUUAGGCGAAUGCUACGAGUACGGCAAGAUGGGCUGCCCACAGGACCCUGCGCUCUCAAUACACUACUACAACAUCGCUGCACAGCAGGGCCAUCGAGAUGCAUGCUUCGCGCUCACUGCAUGGUACCUCGUCGGCUCGCCCGGGGUGCUGCCGCAGUCGGACACGGAGGCGUACCUCUGGGCGCGCAAGGCGGCCGAGGCGGGGCUCGUGAAGGCCAUGUACGCCGUCGGGUACUUCCUCGAGGUCGGAAUCGGCACCGAGCCAGUCAUGCCAGAAGCGAUCCAGUGGUACAGGCGCGCGGCGGAGCAGGGCGACAAGCGUGCCGCACAGCGGCUCAAGGGCCCGCAGAACACGGCGAUCGUCGCGCCCGGCGGGCCCGGGUCGGUGCUGCGUCGGGACGAGAACGGGAGCGAUGCGGCGUCGGGGACGGGUAAAGGCGGGAAGGAUAAGGACUGCGUGAUUAUGUGAGCGCGGUGCAUCUGCGUCUGGGUGGGUCGCGCCGUCUAUGUUUAGACGGGGGGCCCCAGUACUUAUUUGAUUCAGGUGAGGCGGUAGAGAUUGAGUGGUUGUGGUCAGGCGGUUGGUAGGGAGUGUGCACGCGGACAGUUCGAGCAGACACCGAGGACUGACACAUUAUGAGGAUUACAGCUUCUAUUGUAUACGAGCUAAUACAAAGGCUCCGCCGCUGAAGGACACGUUCGUUUCGCGCAACUGCUAGAGAGAGGACAUACCUCUGCACUCCGACAUACCCCUAGUCAGUCAGCGUCCACCGGGUUUGCCAUAGAGCCGGGCACAGUUUGAAAGGGCCAUCGGCGGGAGUGUUGUAGUGUUCGGGAGAGAUGAGGCUGAAGCGGACACGGUCGCCAGUGAUACCAGAACAAGAGAGGUUCAAGUCCUCGAUCACAUCAACAUCGGCAGCGGUCAGCGUGGUCUCGGUGCUAAUGAGGUUGGUCGGAUAGAGUUCAAUGGUGAACGACGCGAGAGCGAGCUCCUGCACGAUCUCAACAACCAGAUCCAGAUUUCGUUGAACAUUUUCUCGAGCAGAAAGAUUAUGCAACUCGAUACCGAAAACGAUAUAGACGUCCUGGAGCCGCGGCGCAAUAGAUCUUGCACGGAGGAGCGCUACGAGCACCCCGCGAUAGCCAUCCAUCGUGAGGUGCGUCCCAUAUCGCGAGUCGAGGGCGAGGGUGAGCCUCAGCGGCGCAAUAUCAGCAAAGAUAAGGGGGAGGUCCUCGACAAUUUCGUCCCGCGAGACGACGACAUGUAGGGCCUCACACUGGCACCGCAGCCCAAGCGUGUAGAGCGCCUCCGCCGAGCCCUGGACUUCCCGCAGACUUCGCCAAAGGCCCGUCUCGUCCUGGGCGAGCUGGUUCUCCGCGCGUUCCUGCGCCCGUGAAUAGGGAGAAUGGCCGUGGGCGAAAUACGCGCGGAGCCGCUGCAAGUGUGGAAAGUAGUGCAUGCCCGUCCCCAGGGACAUCUCGGUCCACGAUACUAGCUGGGAGUCGCUCAGAAUCAGGCUGUGUACUCGGGAGAACGACCGGGAGGAUGGAGGGGGCGGGUCUAUCCAGAUGUGUGCAGCCUCGAACCUCCGCAGCGUCUCCGAAGAAUGGGUCAGGACGGCGGGCAGCACGUCCGAUGUGUACAUGAAGUGGGUUUUCGAGUCCACGCGCAGGGUGUGGAGCUGGGAGCGCAGGUCGCCGAGCAUCCGGUACGUCUCUUUCCCGACGUUGGCGAUCGCGAGGUGUUUGAUGCUCGAGCGCAUCGCAAUCGCGGCGCAGAGGUCGGGGUAACCGUUGAUAUCGUCCAGGUGCAUGCACUCGAUGUUGGCCAUAGCGCGUAUGAGGGCAGCGAUCCGCUCGAUGAGGUCCAGGGUGAUUGAGUCCGCCGGGGACAGAUGAAGAAAUUUGACUAACGAUGUUCGUUCGCCGCUAUGCGACUGAACGAAGGCAGCGUAAGAGACGAAGUGAGCUGGCGUCUGGAGCGGUAUGUCCAUGGCGAGAAGUACCCGUGGGCCUUCGUGGUAGAGAUCGCGGCAAGUGCGCAUCAUCGCGGACACGGUAGCCGCGGAUGUCUCCGCUGCGGCAACCAUAGCAAGGCAUAGUAUGUCGUGGUUCAUUUCUUUCAGCUUGAGAGUUUUGUCUAGUUUAUUCGCCGAUGAGAUUGGACUGAUGAGUGCAUCACGAUGAGAAGACAUCAGUUGUUCGGUGUAACGAAACAACACAGCUGGCAGUGGUAGUGGGGACAAUGAUAGAAGAC
Messenger RNA from Trametes versicolor FP-101664 SS1, 3297 nucleotides. Its product is annotated as HCP-like protein. The record is from RefSeq and is a predicted model, not a curated record. Lineage: Eukaryota; Fungi; Basidiomycota; Agaricomycetes; Polyporales; Polyporaceae. Gene Ontology annotation, molecular function: protein binding. Bases 1 to 1509 code for a protein of 502 amino acids. The transcript has 6 exons.